AUGGAUCACUUACGUGCAAGCAAACUCUCCCAAGCUAUCAAAGAUGACACCGGCGCCAUUCGGACGCACGUAUCGGCUAUCGAGUCUGCUGUCAACAAAGUGCAGCAGGUACAAGUCACCGCAACCCAGCGCAUUCUUCUAGAAUGGAUAUCGUCGAGCGACUAUCCCGCUCAGCAAUCGGACACCAUAAAGCGCAGGCAGGAAGGGACAGGCCAGUGGUUCCUAGACGCACCUGAAGUGGCACAAUGGCUUGACGACGCCAAGACCACCCUUUUCUGCUCAGGAAUCAAAGGUGCUGGCAAGACCAUGGUAGCGGCCAUCGCAAUCGAUCAGCUUCUGGACUCAGCGCAAAUCGGCGCAUACGGCGUUGCGUACGUUUACUGCAGCUACAAAUCUCAAGCGGACCAGGACAUCGUUGGUAUAUUAGCAGCCAUCCUCAAGCAGCUAGUUCAGGGCCGACCGUCAACGAUUCGUCCUGUGGAAGAACUACAUCAGAAACACGCCGGCCGCGGAACGAAGCCAACCCUCGUUGAUAUAUACAGCGCUCUUCGAGACGUGCUCGCACAGUAUCCGUACGUUCACAUAGUCGUCGAUGCGCUGGAUGAGUGUCAGAAAGAAACACGCCGACAGCUAUGCAAGAAGCUCCUCGAUCUGCAAAAGGGAACAGAUGUGCGAUUAAUGGUUACCUCGCGGUUUGUGCCAGAUAUUGAAGACGCUUUUCGGCUAGCAUCGAGGCUAGAAGUAGAGGCUAGCGAUGAGGACGUUAAGCAGUUCGUGGUUGGCCAAACACAUCGGUUACCCGGAUGUGUCCAGCGAAGUGCAACCUUGCAGAAAUUAGUGCAGGACAGUGUAGUAGAGGCUGUCGGCGGCAUGUUUCUUCUGGCUCGUCUACACAUAGAUUCCCUAUCGGGCGAUACGACAGCAAAAGAAGUCAAAUCAACUCUCACUACAUUCUCAAAAGGUGCAGCUGCGCUCGAUGAUGCGUACAGUGAAGCAGUAGAGAGGAUCGAAGGCCAACGAGCUAAGCAUUGUAAACUAGCAAAGAACGUUCUAACGUGGAUUACAUUUGCGAAGCGACCGCUCACUACUGCCGAGCUAUGCUGCGCCUUAGCAGUCAAGCCUGGCGAAGCUGAAUUCGAUCCAGAAAACAAACCCGAUGUGGACGACAUAGUCUCUGUAUGCGCUGGGCUUGUUGUUGUCGAUCAGGAGAGUGCUAUCAUCCGUCUUGUGCACUACACUACGCAAGUAUACUUGGAGCAUAUCAGCUCUAGGCUGAACCCAGAUGGACAGUUGAAAAUAGCCGAGACGUGUCUGACCUACCUAUCGUUCCGCGUCUUCGAAAGCGGCAGCUGUGCCACUGACGAAGACUUUGAAGAGAGGCUGCGUCAGCAUGAAUUCCUGGAUUACGCAGCCAAACAUUGUGGUGAACAUACAAGAUGUGUCGAAGCUAAGGUUGCUCACUUAGUUUGCACAUUAGUUACCCACAGUGGCAUACUUUCCUGUGCAGCACAGGUACUAUUGGUGCCUAGCUACAAGUACAGAGGGUACAGUGCGCAUUAUCCUGCUCUGACAGGUUUACAUUGGAUAGCACGAUUUGGACUAUGUGAUGUGGCGAAGGAAUUUCUGCGCCGAAAAGAAGGCGAAAUAUGCGCAGUGAAUGCGAUGGAUAGUAACGGUGAUGGCUCAUUGAUAUACGCAGUGAAACGUGAGCACUGUGCAAUGGCUAAAUUGCUGCUAGACAAGGGAGCCGACGUUAACGCGCAGGGUGGAUGCUACGUUUACGCGCGGGGUGGAUACUACUGCAACGCACUCGAGGCGGCUUCAUCUAAAGGCCACGAGGCGGUAGUAAAGCUGCUGCUAGACAAGGGAGCCGACGUUAACGCGCAGGGUAGAUUCUACGGCAACGCACUCCAGAUUGCUGCAUAUGCGGGCAAUAACAAAGUACUUGAGCAUUUAAUCGAGAAAGAUAGCAUCAGCCAGCUCCAAGAUCCAUAUAACCGGACUCUACUCUGGUGGGCUGCGGCUGGCGGCCAGACUACUACCGUUCAAGUGCUUAUCAGCCAGUACAAGUACGACUCUCGAAUUGCCGACAAAUUCGGGAGGACGCCACUUUGGAUAGCCACGAAGAAGGGGCACCGUGCAGUAUCAGAACUCCUAUCUGAAGAGUGUGGACCGACUGAUCCUGGACAAACUGCGUCACCCGACCAUAGUGAUGAUUCAGGGUCUAUUCAAUGCGACGUCUGUACUUCGAGCAUCAGGGCAACUGAUUUUCACUACCACUGCCGACAUUGCUUCAACGGAGAUUGGGAUGUGUGCGAAGACUGUAGGAUAAGAGGUGCCUUCUGUGCGGAAGAGACGCAUGUUUUGGUCAAGCGUACAAUAAUAGACGGAAGUGGGUUGAGAUGA
This is a messenger RNA of Plenodomus lingam JN3, 2406 nucleotides long. NCBI's taxonomy places the organism in Eukaryota, Fungi, Ascomycota, Dothideomycetes, Pleosporales, Leptosphaeriaceae. The record is from RefSeq and is a predicted model, not a curated record.